Molecule: messenger RNA, 5948 nt
Organism: Tigriopus californicus
Lineage: Eukaryota; Metazoa; Arthropoda; Copepoda; Harpacticoida; Harpacticidae
Exons: 2
Coding region: 374-1681 (435 amino acids)
Source: RefSeq, a predicted model, not a curated record
UACAAAUUCCACGGCGAGGACAGAACCUUUCCUGGUCACCUUCCAUGUUUACUGACAACAAGACAACUAAGCAUCGACUAAACCUGGAACAUUUUAAGCCACCUCAAACGAAGUGAGGAGGAAUAUCCAGUAAAUGAUUUGGCUUGAAGGCCAGAAUGGCGAACCAGUGAAGGACACGAGAGAACUUGUAAAAUUGCUCACUGUCUCAUUACAAAGUACAAUUUGCUAGCUCCGUGUGGAAUCGGGAUACAUUUCUAUGUUACGUGCUGGUGACUCAGUGAACUCGUUCAGAUCAUGAUACAUACUACUGGCAUAUCAAUGAAGAAAGGCAAUUGAAACGAACCACAAGUCCUCAAGGCAUGAAGCCACCACCAUGAACGAUGAGUCUGAAGAAACAAGACUGAAGAAACAAAUCGACUUGACCUCUGCUAACCAAGCAUCUGGGCCUUCAUCUAGGCCACCAUCUCCUUCGCAUGACAGAGAGAUCACCCCGACCCAUCCAUCGCAGGAUUUGCCCAGUAGUCUUCAGACCCCGCCAUGCCCAGAUCCCGAGAUUGGACCACCGCUUAAUCCACUGGAUGGGGGGUCACAAUCCAAGCCAAAGCCAGGAGGAGUGGGUCGAUUGUCUUUGUUUGACAAAUGCCAUGAGAAGCCCUCACCGGUGCCUGACCUCGCCACGUCAUCCCACCCCAAUGGCUUGCUGUCCCCCGAUUCCCCAAGUCCCCUGACUCGAGGUUUCGUCGUCCGAGACAUGAAGCAACACCAUGACAAAGCCAACGCGAUCUUCACCAGCACUGCCAGUGACUGUGAUACUACUGCCACAACCUUCGGGGGCGAUCUCUUGGCUCCGUCGCUCAAUCAGUCGCCAUCAAUUUCGUCUCGUUUGGCUCGAACGGCCUCGGCCAUUCCGCUGCGGUUCCAACGCCGGAGCCGCGACCACCGCAAUGACACCACCACGAGCUGGGAUCGCUCCAAGCAUUCGUUUCGACUCAAGUGUUUCCUUUAUCUGACAUGUCUGAGUGUCCCUGCCAAUGUGUACAUUUUCUAUUGCUUCAAACACCCGCCACUACCGGUGUGCUCAACCCCGACCGGUCGAUGGGAAAGUUUUGAGCAAAAUAAUGGGUCCCGCCGACCCGCCAACGGCUCUCUUGUUGUGCUCCCUCCUACCUCAAUCUCGUACUUGUCCUCGUCCCUAUCCCCACUCCCACUUCAUAUCAAUGGGUCCACCUCAUCAGAUUUGUGGAUGGCUCAAACCGAAGAAAGCUCGGUCUCGGAUCCGUUAUGUCGCACCCCCGAGACUUGGGAAGUGUUGUCUCUCUUUGAGACUUACGACAGCCAAAACCAAAGUGAGGAACUCGAGACAACUGCCGAGGCCUUUGGCGACCCCAAUGCCUCAUUCGUGUGUUACGACGACAUUGCCAGUGCCGACCGGAAACUCAGCAACUAUCGCUAUUGGAUUGAGGGCGUCAGUUUGGGCAUCAUUGGCGUUGUUGGAUUGAUUGGGAAGUGUGCUCGCAGCCUCACUCCAGACCGAAUAGCUGAACUUUCCGGGUGUCUGACCUUGGAUUUAUUGGUCAUUUACGCGAAGCCAAUAUCAACAUUUAGUUCUGAGAGCGAGGGGGGAGGUGGAGAAAGUUUUGGGUGCCAAGGCUCUCCUCCAACUCGAGUCAUUAUUGAAUAGUUGUUGGUUAGCCUGCCCGGGCCAUAUUCAGCCUUGGCCCAAGGAACUGGGAAAAACGCAAGCAAGAGAGAAAGUUAAUGAAUAAGGACCAUUUCCAGCGUCCAAUUCAAAGUUAAAAUGAAAACACACAUAGUUCAGCUUUGGCUUCAGAGGCCAGGAAUUGAUAGCCCCACUACCGAGGGAUGUUAUUUUUUAGCGAACAAAAGAAUGUUCAACUUUUAGGACCGGUUUGAGCACUUUCGUACUUCAAAGCCAGUACAUUUAUUUUCCUCCAGUACUGAUUCAAAAUAUCUUGAUCAGAGUAGAUUGUGUCACUUAGUGAAAAUAGCAAAGGCAAUCUGACCCUCAGCGCAUAAAAAUACUUAACAUAUUCAACCAGCAGCGUGAUGUGCAUUAGCGCCCGCCGUGCGAUUUUAUUCUUUCUAGGACAUGCAUUUGAUUCCACUUCAAGUGCGUUCAUUAAUGGCAUUGAAAAACGAUCGCCAAUCCACUGUGCCGGCAACAGAACUGUACUCGCAUGGUAUGGUACCGAUACUUGUCUGUUCGUCACAAACCUCAAGCAAAUUGGUAUUCUAGGGUACAAAAGAUUCAUUUAAAAACCCGCACAGACAUGCUCGGAAGAAAAAUGCCCUUGCGCAUUUCAUCAUUCGCCUUGACUGACUCAACUGCCAAGACCAUGGGUGUGAGAGCGUUCCUUUGGUCCUCCGUUCCCUCGUUCCUUCGUCCGGCUUCCGCCCAAAGGCAAUUUCUCACACAAUCAGUCAGUUAGUAGGGCAGUCAGUUAGCUCGUUUCCAGCCCAUAUUGCAUAGAUGUCACGGUGGUUUAGCAUAAUAAGCACGGAACUGCAACUCGUUGACUUUGUUCCCAUUGGUGUUUGCACCUAUUAUGCAAAUGUGGCCCAGGGAUCUUACCCCCAUGAAGGGAGGCAUCAAGGGCCAGUCAUAAAGGCGAAUAUGUCGUUUUAAGCCCAGACAUAUUCCUCCUUCCUUCGUCGGUCCUUCAGUGUCUAACAAGUCAGCCCUUUCUUUGUACCUUAUAAUGUUGUGGCGGAAUGUCUUGUGUGCGUGCGGCUUUGGUUUGGAAUGAACUUCACCGUUGAAUCCCACGCCAAAAGUUCUUUACUUUCGAAGGCAACAAUAUCGUUACAUCAGGUUAAUAACCAUCACAGAUGUUGCUUUUCUUAAAUCCCCUUGGUUUGUUCAAUGAGAUCCUCAGAUAGUUGUGGGAGAUCUCCUUGGUUUGCACUGUCAAGUAAAAGUUCCAAACUUUCCUUUUUUCCUCGUUCCAAGCUUGUCUAUUCUAUGAAGCGAAAUGAAAAGAAAAAGAGAGAAAUCAAGUUAGUUCAUUGGUAACCACGACAACUGUUCAAAUCAGAGGAGCAAGAAGAGGGCUUUGAGCUCUGAGUACCUCUGGUAAAGUUAGUAUUUUGUUCACUAAUACUUAUUGAGAACGAGCAAUCAAUCAUGGACAAGUAUGUACAUAGAUCAAGAGCGUAACCAUUCAAUCAAUUAUGUAUCAAGCUGAGCAGAAAUCGAAACAAGCAUCAGUUUUUUUUCUCUGAAUUUCAGCUUCUUUUGGAACGGUUCUCGAAUGCGAUCCUUCUCCCUUCAUUGGAAUUGGUUUGUUCGCUCCAUUUUGAGGGUUUCGCUUUUCAUUGGCGACGAGAAUUGAGAAUUUUGGGAAUGUAUCCCAUAAAGUGACUUCCGCAAUUAUGUUUUCCCUGGUCCCAUUCCUUCUACAUACGUACACUAGGAAGGGGCUGCCAAACUGUUUGUUGCCAAGGCUGCUUGAAUGGUGGCUUGGUUGGCCUUGUUGGCCUUUUGGAGAGAUCCUUGUCUGAGCCGGAAAACGCUUGAAGGUCUUCAGUCUGAAGGGGCUCAUUCCCCACAUUUUUCUUCAUCUUUUGAGGCAUCAUUUUGGGUAGGUGGAUUUUUCCGGGUCAAAACUUUCCUCUUCGCCUUGGCCAAGAUCAAGGCUCGAAUGUUUUUUUUACUACGCUCUGUAACAAAUAUUUGAUAGUAAUCUAUUCACUGACUCCUCCAUAAUUUGUCCCAAAUCCCACUUGGCAACUUUUUUAAUCCUUCACAUUCUUCUUGGUAAGGGGCUCUUUCCUUUCUUUUAUUUACUGAACCCCCACAUUGAUCACAUCCACAAAAUUUGUGGCCCAUUUUCCGAUCGAGGCCAAACCAUUCCAAAAAGCACAAGUUUUCGAGUUUGUCAAUUUUGAGCUUCGAAAAAUAGAUUGACAAACCUCAUCGGACUCUCUGUUCCAAUGACAAAAAUGCCCCUCGGGGUUGUUGACCCAGGAAUUUAAUCAAGUUGCUGAAUUUUAAACUUCCAUCGAUAUUAUUUUAGUAUUUUACAAGGUUCUAGAUGUUGAGGGGCUUUUUAAAAGCGCCUAUGUGAAUAGAAAUUCUGGAUAAAUCAAACAUUUUGUCAAUAACUCCAAACGUUUUAGCUGUUUUUUCGCUAAGAACUUGAGUAAGAAUGUCAUAGUUUGCCAUAACUACAUACGAAGAGGAUUUGGAAUUAUGGAAAUAAUGAAUAUUUUGGUUUUUUUAGCAAACAGAGAGGGAAUUCGUGACGGGUAAAUUUUGUCGAAGCUAUUUCAUUCGCUUCUUUUCAAAAUGGUUGAGAUUGGGUCAGUCGUUCUCUUCUUUUUACUUUUUUGAUAAACUCUUGAUUCAUCUUCUUGCUACUUUAUGAUUAAAGGUGAAACUUUGAAAUCCCGGCGAAGAAGAAACAUUUUAGUCAUAAAAUUGAAACAUGACAAAUACUCUGAAUACUUAAUGUCGGGCCUACAUGAAAUACCGUUAACUACGUUAAAGAACUUACAUGAGAGAUCGUGUAAAACUUAUUUGCAAGGAGAAUUCCCUAAAACCUUGAAAGCCGACUCCAAAUACAAAAGAGUGGUACGUAUCACGCAAGAGCUAAUAUGCUACUUAACAUCUGAACUACAAGAGUCAAAACUGCCCCACAUUUUCAUCCUACUCCAAUUAUGCCCGAUUGACUAAUCCCGCGAAAUGAGCCAUUGUUAUUUCAACAUUUUAACCUCGAUUAUCCCCUGAAUACUCUUUCCUCCCUCUCAAUUGAUUAAUCGGCUUCCUUGGAAGCCCCCGAAGGCUUAGACAGUUACUUUCGGUGUACCACCCACCUACACAUACGUAUGUCCGUAUGUCUGUAAGUGCAUUCAACAACGAGCGAGAAGUCUGCCUCGCCAAAAUCGGCCUUUUGCGGGGGAAAUCAUGCAGGUCCAGUUUCCUUUCGUCCCCCGUUUAGAAUCGGGUUCCCAAGCUCUUUUCUUGGAUUGAAUGCGUGCUACCAACUCGCACUUUUCUCCCACGGUCGACAGGAAUAUCCAACCGGAGAGUUUUCAAGUCUAUGAUCAUGAGAAGCGAGACCGUUGCUUGUAAAAUUAAAUUACUCCCUCCCAUUGGCCUAAGUCCACAAGUCCAAGUCGUACUAGCUAAGGCUCUCAACAAAAGACCCGCCUCGAAUGGCUUUGUGGUGCAAAAUGAGACAACAACAACAACAACAACAACAAGAAUUUGGACCUGGUUUUUCAUCCUCUCAAAUCCUGGAUCACCAGACCCAUGAAAUUUAAAAACUCUACCAGACAAAACAAAGGCCACAAACUUGCUUUAUACGCAUAAGAUGUCUAAUGUAUGUACAUUACGAGUACACACUAUUAUGUAGACACCUCAGCUUUCUUGGCAGACUUGGUUUUCAAUUUAUAUUCAUGAUGCUUGAUGCAAGCAUUGUAUUUCGAGGAGCCUCAGGUUUCCUCAAGAUUGAUAGUUUCCCUCAUAAUGGGAUAGGAAGUAUAAGAAAUCGUUUUCGGUACCAUCCAGGAAUCCACAGGAAAUGCACGCGUAUAGUAUGUCAUGAAGUGAGUGCGAGCACACAUUCAACUGCGAAUUUGAUUGAAAAAAAACACCCACCCACCCAUUUACCUCCACCAUCCAUCACAUACCCACAGGCAACUUGAUCUCACUCGUGGUGUUGACCACCAUCGACAAGCGGAACUCGUUCAAUGUGUUGUUGGUGGUUCUGGCCAUCACGGACAGCGUUCUCAUCAUGUUCUAUUUGGUGGACACGUGCUACAUCGACGGGAUUCUCCAGCCCAAAUUGCCGUACCCCUCGUGGUACGUGAGUCUGUUCCCGAAAUUCCUGCAUCCCGUCAAGCAUAUCGCCAUGAGUGCGUGCAUUUACAUGAUCCUGGCCAUUGCAUUCAACCGAUACCAAGCCAUUUGUAAUCCAAUGCUG